GGCCAAUAGGGACGCGCGGAGGGCGGAGCCGAGGUCUCCGGAGCGGAAGUGGGUCUCUGUUGAGGCGGCGGUGUCUUGUUGAGGGCUUCUCAGCGGCUUCCAAAGGUCCUUCCUCGCUUGGGGCUUGAAGAUACUGGAAGUCUGUUUGGCUACAAAUUCCUAUGCUAGCCAGAGGAUGAGUAAUGAGCAGGCAUGAGAGGUUGAGCAUUCAGCUUCUCUGCAAGUCUUGGUAUAGAUCACCUUCUCCUCUAUAGGUUGGAACCACAGAGCACAAUGAGUACGAGAAAGCGUCGUGGAGGAACAGUAAAUUCUAGACAAGCCCAGAAGCGAACUCGAGAAGCAUCCUCCCCCCCUGAGAUGGCCCUGGAGGCAGAACCCAUAGAACUUGUGGAAAGCGCUGGAGAUGAAAUAGUGGACCUCACCUGUGAAUCUUUAGAGCCUGUGGUCGUCGACCUGACUCACAGCGACUCAGUCGUGAUUAGUAUCACCAGAGCUUUAUUAGAUCUUUCAAAGAACCAACUUUUAGCUUUGUGGAUCCUUUCUCUUAUUGUUGAAGAAAGGAGGCGGCCAAGGAGGAACGGCAGGAGGCUGCGCCAGGAGCACGCCGACAGCUGUGUGCUGAGCAGUGAUGACGAGGAGCUGCCCAGGGACAAGGACGUGUAUGUGACCACCCACACCCCCAGAAAUGCCCGGGAGGAGGCCGCUACCGGACUCAGGCCCUCUGGUACUGUCAGUUGUCCCAUCUGCAUGGACGGGUACUCGGAGAUUGUGCAGAAUGGACGUCUCAUUGUUUCUACAGAAUGUGGCCACGUCUUCUGUAGCCAGUGCCUCCGUGAUUCCCUUAAGAAUGCUAACACUUGCCCAACUUGCAGGAAAAAGAUCAGCCACAAGCGGUACCACCCCAUUUAUAUAUGAAGUGCUGGGCUGCUCGGGAGACGGAUGGACAGACAGAGCCUGACUGGGUUCUCUACGGCCUUACGUGGGCUAUCUGCCGCCAGUUUCUUGAGCUCAGAAAGACUAUUUCAGAAUCAGCAUCUGUAAUGUAAACUGCUCUCGUUUCCCACCCCGUCUUUGAUCCUUUUGUUACCUCUAGUCUGAUGCUGUGGAGCUGGGCCCAGGGCCCUCCCAGCCCAGGGUCUACAUCUGCUCCUCUGGGUGGUCUGGUUCCAGGGAAGGAGAGAGGGAGUCAGGCCCGUUGGAAUUGAGAAUCGUGGUUCCAGCCUCUUUCCGGAACCUGCACGUUGCCAAGAAGUUUUCCCCAUUUGGAAAGUUUGCCCCAGCUUCCUGCUGGCAGUGUGUCGAGGGCUGGCCCCGGUCGGAGAGCAAACAGGUCCACCCAGCUCUCCUGGGCACGCUACCUCCUCCCAGGCAUCUGCCCACCACAGUGACCAAGCCAGACAAGGGUCCAUCUGGCCUGAGGAUCCCAGGUGCAAGCAUGGCCCCGGAAAGACCAACCACUGGACUUUUUUUUCUUCCCUUGAGUUUCAGAGGUCACCCGUGAUUCCAUCUGCAUUGAUGUCGGGUUCCUGCAGAUCACAAGGACCUCUGCAGGGCAAUCCCCAGUUUUCUAAGAACGAAAUGUGCAAUAAAGCCUGUUCUUUGCCUACUUUUCAGCAGCCCAGGAGAUGUAGCACUAUUAGUGUCCUUCAGAGGCCUCAUGUUGCCUACAGAGCAGUGCCUGUCUCGCCCCGUCUGGUUCAUCACCUGUUCUCAGGAACCUUACCCAUGCCCGAGUUCACCUGGUGCAGGCUGUGCAAGGUCAGUGGGGCAGGCACGUCGUCGAGUAUCCUCUCUUUUCUGAUAAAAAUCCAUCCUUUGUUUACCACGUGCCCUCCGGUCCUCAGUUCCCACUGCCUCAUGUCUACUCAAGCAUAGACCCUGGGCGGUGGUGGCAGUAAUUGUGGCCUUAUUAGCCGCCCGUGUCCAUGCUGUUGCCCAAGUCACAGCUGACCUGCGUUUCAAAGACCUCGGCUCUCCAGACUUGAGCUGGGCACCCCCCACCCCUGCAAUUGACAUUCAUUUCCGAAGCUGCUCUUCUGGCCACUGGGCUUUGAUCCUUUGGGCUUUGAUUGCUCCUUAGGUUUUGGUUGGCAAAGUACGGUGGCCUCUCCUCCCCAGGGGCCCAGAUAACACCCUCUGCUCGACUCCACGUGGGUAAAAGCCUCUGGUCUCAAGGAAGCAGAAGGUGGCCCGAGCUGACCUGAACUGCCCCCCGCUGCACAGGGCUUGCCUCCACCUCUGUACCCCUCCUUCCUCCGAGGCCUUCAAGCCAAACCAACAGCCUUUUCGUGUGAAACAUCUUCGAGGUGGAAAAGGGGCCACCUCUGGCUUUGCUAGCAAUAACUGACCUUCAGUUUCUCCUUCUGGAGGAGCAGGGACUCAGCACAGAAUUCACUUUAAAUGGGGCUGAAGGAGUAUCCCUCCUCUAUGUGAAAAGAAUUGUUUCAUUCUUCAUUCUGACUUUUUAACUGUUUGGCUCACUUCCGGUUCGUUUGAUGAAAGUACUGCUUUCUACUUGGAGUCGAGGAGGGCCGACAUCAGUUGUCAUCUGCGUGGUGUGCAGCGUGUCUGCCCUUCGAUUGGACAUCGUUGCCAUUAAGUUCCUUCUGGGCUUCAUGGAAUCUCUUUUCUUAUGUUCUGACAAUAGCCGGACUUCAGGAGCCAAGACAACCGCAGCCAAAAUUUCUCACGUUUUAUGCUUAAGGACAAAUGGUUGAUCAUAAAAGUUGUAUUCCUUCAUACUAACUGAAGUUGGGAAAAAAUGUUUAGUUUCUACUGUUCAGAAGUUGCAAAACAGGAAAAGGUUGAUAAGAAAAAUCCUUUCCCUCCCUCCGUGUACAUAGUUCAGAUCUUCUUUGUUACACUUAAACUAUAUCCAUGUAUGUCAGUCUGUUUUGGACUCUCCUCUGCUAGUGUUACAGGCGGAAAUAAACCAGUUUGAACCAGG
This is a messenger RNA of Aethalodelphis obliquidens (Pacific white-sided dolphin), 2947 nucleotides long. RefSeq names its product ring finger protein 4 (gene RNF4). NCBI's taxonomy places the organism in Eukaryota, Metazoa, Chordata, Mammalia, Artiodactyla, Delphinidae. Gene Ontology annotation, molecular function: transcription factor binding; zinc ion binding. Gene Ontology annotation, biological process: positive regulation of transcription by RNA polymerase II. The transcript is spliced from 9 exons. Bases 274 to 915 code for a protein of 213 amino acids. The record is from RefSeq and is a predicted model, not a curated record. Gene Ontology annotation, cellular component: PML body.